AUGAAUCAACGGUUGGUAAGAAUUCGGCCUGUGCUCACGAGUCGCCUCGUCCGGCCCCGGCGACACAAACGAUUAUUCGCAUCAGUCGUCCAAGAGCAUAGAGGCUACGAUGUAGUAGUGAUAGGAGGAGGCCACGCCGGCUCCGAAGCCUGCGCAGGCGCUGCCCGGUCUGGAGCUCGAACUGCGCUCGUUACUCCGCAGCUGGACAACAUUGGGGUUUGUUCCUGCAAUCCCAGUUUUGGGGGGAUUGGAAAGGGCACGAUGUUAAGAGAGGUAGACGCCUUAGACGGUGUCGCUGGAAGGGUCAUCGACAGAGCGGGUGUGCAGUUUAAAGUACUGAAUCGAAAGAAAGGGCCGGCUGUUUGGGGACCGCGCGCGCAGAUUGAUCGCAAGCUGUAUCAGAAGCAUAUGAGGGAGGAACUGGAGACAUAUCCGAAUCUGUCCAUCGUGCCGGGGAGUGUGGCGGAUAUCAUUGUCGCGCAUGAGGAGGGCCGGACGCCGUCUGGAAAGAUUACCGGGGUACGACUUGAAUCGGGAGAGAUUAUACAUACGCAUCAGGUAGUCAUUACAACAGGGACAUUUCUGGGCGGGGAGAUACAUAUCGGCUUGGAGUGCCAUCCAGCAGGGCGGAUGGGUGAAGCUGCGACGUUUGGACUGAGCAAAUCUUUGAAGGACACGGGGUUUAAGCUGGGGAGGUUAAAGACUGGAACACCUCCGAGAUUGGACAAGAGAUCCAUUGACUUCAGCAUUCUGGAUACGCAGGCUGGUGAUGAUCCGCCCACCCCGUUCAGUUAUUUGAACGAGAAAGUAUCGGUGGUGGAACAAUUGCUGUGCCAUGCAACGUACACGAACGAAGCUUCCCAUGAUAUUGUGAGAGCAAAUCUUGGGAAUUCGAUACACAUCAGAGAAACUGUGCAGGGCCCUAGGUACUGCCCAUCUCUUGAAUCCAAAGUCAUCCGAUUUUCGGAUAAGGACAAGCAUAUCAUCUGGUUAGAGCCAGAGGGCUUUGAUAGCAAUGUCAUCUAUCCAAACGGAAUCUCAAUGACUAUCCCCGCGGGGGCUCAGGAGCAACUGCUCAAGACAAUCAGGGGCUUGGAGAAUGUAACGAUGUUGCAGCCAGGUUACGGAGUCGAAUACGACUACGUCGACCCACGAAGUCUGAAAUCGACUCUCGAGACAAAAGCCAUACGUGGGCUUUACCUGGCAGGACAGAUCAACGGCACAACAGGCUACGAGGAAGCCGCGGCCCAGGGAAUCAUCGCGGGAGUUAAUGCCGGCUUAGCAGCGCAAUCAAAACCUCCCAUGACGCUCUCCCGAAGCGAUGGAUACAUUGGCAUCAUGAUCGACGACCUCAUCACCAAGGGCGUCUCGGAGCCAUAUCGAAUGUUCACUUCACGCAGCGAGUAUCGAAUGAGCGCUCGAGCAGACAACGCCGACACGCGGCUCACAGCCAAAGGCCGCGAGGCCGGUAUCGUGGGCGACAAGCGCUGGUCUGCCUUCUUGGACGAAUCAUCCCAGAUGUGUGAUUUGAAAGCCGCUCUCCAGGCCCAAAGCUCCAGUGCGCCAACGUGGAUCAGAGACGGGUUCCGAGUCGCCAACGACUCCACGCGGCGAUCCGCGUUCGAAGUGCUGCGUCUGGCGGGCGUCACCGUCGCCGACAUGCUCCCCUUGAUCCCCUCCAUUUCCAACUUCUCCCUCCGAGUUCAAGCGAGGGUAAGUAUCGAAGCGGUCUAUGCUCCGUAUGUGGAGCAGCAGAAAGCAGCCAUGCGCGUCUUCCAACAGGAUGAGCACCUGAUGCUGCCGCUGGAUCUAGAUUACGAUAGCAUCUUUGGGCUGUCGAUGCAUGAGAAGGCUUUGCUUGGGGCGACGAGGCCGGAAAGCGUGGGUCAGGCGAGACGGAUUGAGGGGAUGACUCCGGCCGGGACGUUGAGGCUGUUGGCUUAUGUGCAGAAUCGGAAUCGGCGAGCUGCCAGGGCAGCGAUGUCCGAGGAGAUCGAAGCGAGGAAGAGGGAGUAUAUGGUGGCUACCUGA
Molecule: messenger RNA, 2031 nt
Organism: Drepanopeziza brunnea f. sp. 'multigermtubi' MB_m1
Lineage: Eukaryota; Fungi; Ascomycota; Leotiomycetes; Helotiales; Drepanopezizaceae
Biological process (GO): tRNA methylation; mitochondrial tRNA wobble uridine modification
Cellular component (GO): cytosol; mitochondrion
Molecular function (GO): flavin adenine dinucleotide binding
Source: RefSeq, a predicted model, not a curated record